Molecule: messenger RNA, 3232 nt
Organism: Bemisia tabaci
Lineage: Eukaryota; Metazoa; Arthropoda; Insecta; Hemiptera; Aleyrodidae
Gene: KdelR
Product: ER lumen protein-retaining receptor
Biological process (GO): protein retention in ER lumen
Cellular component (GO): membrane
Molecular function (GO): ER lumen protein retrieval receptor activity
Source: RefSeq, a predicted model, not a curated record
UUGGGUUUUUAUCAGCGAAUGUGUCAUUUUAGUGGUUUUGUGUAGUUAGUUUUGCACUGCAAAACAAAAUGAAUAUUUUCCGGCUUCUUGGCGACCUAUCCCAUCUUUUAGCUAUAAUCAUUUUGUUAUUAAAAAUAUGGAAUUCCAGAUCAUGUGCAGGAAUAUCUGGAAGAUCUCAAUUUUUGUUUGCAAUAGUGUUCACAGCACGUUAUCUUGAUCUAUUUUUCACAUUUAUUUCAUUAUACAACACUGUUAUGAAAAUAGUUUUCCUUGCCACUUCAUAUGGAACUCUGUACUUAAUGUACAUCAAAUUCAAAGCUACUUACGACAGUAAUCAUGAUACAUUCAGAAUUGAGUUUCUAAUUCUACCGGCUAUUGCAUUGGCACUCCUCAUCAAUGAAGAAUUCACGGUGAUCGAAAUUUUGUGGACUUUUAGUAUUUAUCUAGAAUCGGUCGCAAUUCUGCCACAGUUGUUCAUGGUCAGCAAAACAGGAGAAGCCGAAAGUAUCACGUCACACUAUUUGUUUGCUUUGGGAUCAUAUCGUGCUUUGUACAUUUUGAACUGGAUCUAUCGCUGGUUCCUGACUGAAAAAUUAAAUGCAAUUGCUAUUGUGGCGGGAAUAGUGCAGACAAUUCUGUACUGUGAUUUCUUCUAUUUGUACCUAACCAAAGUAUUGAAAGGAAAGAAGUUGCAACUACCAGCCUAAGCUCAAAAAUAAGCUGCAAGUUAAGUUGAGUUGAGUUGUUUCUCUGGUCCCUCCCAGUGUCGAUUAUGUAGAACAUAAGUUAUUUAUUUUUGUGUGAUUUUUAUGAAUUUUUAUGUUUAGUUUUAAUUCAUUUCAUAUUAUUAAGAGUCUGACCUGAAAAUCUUCAUUUAUUGCACAAUCUUACUGCUUCCUUCUGUGUUUAAUUUUUGUUCAGCUUGUGGAAAUGCUCAAAAUUUCAUAAAAUUACUCUCUGCCAAUUAAAGCUUGCAUCCAGUUAGUUUGUUCAAUCUAAAGCUGGUCAAAGAUUCAUCAUCUUGAGGUCAUCAAAAUGUGAAUGAAGCCUUCUUUUUCUCUGUGAAAGUCUGCAAAUUAAUUUGAUGCAUGCUGUAUGAAAGUGCGCAGAAUGUUAUGAGUUUAAAUGGAGCCUGCAGUUCAGAGUUUAAAACCAGCCUGCAGGUGUUCAAACUUAUGUCCCAAGAUCUCUCAUAUCUCGACUUUAAGAAAUUAACAGUGAUUUGAAGACAUUAUCAAAUCUAAAAUUGCAAAAUGCCAUUAUUUUUGCUUGUGACAUUUUAAAUUUUUUCGUAACACAAACUGUCAUUUUGUUAAUUUAAGAUUCUUACUCUUCGAAUCUGAUAAGCAAAUGAAAGAACACUCCAACCAGUUAGCAAUUGAGCAACUCUGGAAAUUGGCAUUAUAUAUUGGAGAUAUAAGAGUCACAGACAAGAAGAAAGAAAAAAUUAAUUUCGAUUUGCAUUUAAAGGAAAAAACUAAAUCGUUUGUCAUCUUGCCAUGAAUUCCACCAAUAUUUGCAGAGUUUGAGUACAUCUUUUCCACUUGCUGUACGUGUCAGAGGCUUGUAGCUCAAAUAUUUUUGGGAUAAUUUACAAGUAUGAAGGAUAAUUUCUUUUCUCUCCAUCUAAAUCAUCUUAAUUGGGGGUUUUGAUUUUUCUGACAAUCUAAGAAAAGGAAGGAAGUCUCCUUUCACACUCUUUGUUUUGAUUUUACUUUUUUGGCAAGUGUAAUCAGAACUUUGCCUGCCUAUUGUGUGAUCACUAAUUGGGGACACAUACCUGUCAAAGUAUGUGUUAUUAAUGUUUGGUCAUUGUUUCAUUCAUGAUGUAAAAAUCAUAUGAUAUUAUGCAAUUUGGUAUGUUAUAUUGCUGUAUAUUUUGAGUUUUGGUUCGCGAGAUCAGUUCAGGAACCUAAUGAGUAUAUUUAUAAUUUAUCCUAGUGUUUUUAGAGUAUGUAUAACUUUUUCCAAGAAUUCCUUUGAAUGUCUUAAGAGUUUUUAUUUAUUUUUUAAUUUAUCUGUUUACUUGUUGAAGUCUGUUGUGUUUUACAUUUGAAUAUGCAAGGGAGGUUUUGCAACUCAUUUUGAAAUAUUCCUCUUCAGUUGAGAAAUGUGACUUAUUAAGCAAUAAAAAUAAGAUGAACUUGCUAUUAAUCGUUAAUUGAUUGGUGCUGUAUUUUUUACUCCGUACUCUCUAAGUGAGUUUUUUUCAGCACCAUGCAAGUCGAUUUUUGCCAAUGAUGUAGGAUUAACUGAAUUCUCACCUGGCAAAGAUUGAAUUCUGUUCCAUGAGUGUACAUUUCACGUCAAACUAUCCCACCAGAUUUCUUUCCUGAACAACACUUAUCCCCCGAAUCACUUUUAAAAGUUGACUGUUUGAGUCAGAUGAUUUUGAAAAAAGUUGUCAACAACUCCUCAGCAGCAUUAGCUGUGAAAGAUUCUGUAUUAAUAAGAAAUUUUUUAGCAUCACUCAAGAUCAGCCUGAAUGACUUUUUUAGGUGUCCAAGUUGAUUACUUAGGUACAACUCAUACUUUAAGCUCAUUGCAGACAGGAAACAGGUCUAUAUUAGGCUCGAUUAAAGUUACUUUCUACCGUAUAAUUGCUGAGUUACUUUUUCUCAUCCUACAAACCCAACUAGAGUGUUUUCCUGAAUACAUGAAGCUUGAAAUUUUAACUUGCAUUGCAAAAGGAAUCUCUUAAACUAACACUCUGAUUGUCUCGUUACCUUACUAAGAAAGCUGCUAUCAAAGACCUUCCUAAUGAGAUUGUUUAAAUGAGGACUUAGAAGUCAGCUGUUAUUAAUGUGGAGAUCUCUGGGCCCAUACGAUGUUUUUCUCUCAAAUGCGUGGUGCGCAUGUUUUUCUAUUAUUGCAGAACGCUCCUCAAUUUUUGAUGAAAGAGGGUGCGAAGCCAUAAUUCAAUGUGCUUGUAUUGAAAAUUAUAACCUAUCAGAAGCAAUGCUUUAGCUGGACUCAUGAGUUCACCCAGUAGAAUUAAUUGAAGUUAUGACACAAGAACUACAUGAACAUCGCUAUCGAUCUGUAGCUAAAAUUUCUUAUGAAGAGACAAAAUUUUCUGUUGUAGGUAUCUUGAACAUAUUUUUUAGUAUAAAUUAUUUCCUCUUUAUGUUAUCAAGUCGCCUAUAGUUGUACAUAUUUCUUUAUUUCAAAAUUUUUGUUCAUACUUUUUAAUGUUGGAAUAAAUAGUCCUGAUAAGCUACUAAAUAAACAA